AUGCUUCCUAGUAGAGGAUUACCGCCCCGGCAAUUGGCCUCAUUGGCUUCUCGUCAAUCGUCUGCUCUGCGGUCCGUCACCACUGCUACACCAGAACUUCAGCCUGCCGGAGUAGACCAAACCGCCGCGACCGCAACUACAACCCCCACGCUGGAUGGCAAGACGGUUGAGGGCUUGCUCGGUCCCCUCGAUCCUACGAAAUCUGUGGACACUUCGUUUAUAGAUCCUGCCGUGCCCAUCUCGUACUGGGGAAACCUCAAAGACUUGGGACUUGACUAUGGCUGGGGUCCCUCGGCCUUCUUCGAGAGCUUGCUCGAGCUGGUACACAUCAAUGCCGAACUCGGCUGGGCAGGCACCAUUGUGGCUUCGGCAUUGAUCUUGCGAACUGGUUUGUUCUUUACCUUUCAGAGGUGGGGCUCAGACGCCAUGGUAAAGACAGCAGCCAUGAAACCAGUUCUCCAGCCUUUGCAGGACGAGAUGGAGGAGGCGAAGCGACAAGGCGACGAUGAGAGAGUACAGAUGCUCAAGAUGAAGCAGCAGGCUGUCAUGAAGGACGUGGGUGUGGAUCUCUUCAAAUCAAUGGGUACCGCUAUUGCACAGGGUGUUUUCGGAUACGGCGCCUGGAGGUCUCUCCGUGGCAUAGCAUCGCUACCAGCUCCAGGAAUCACCACUGAUGGAUGGCUGUGGUUCACGGAUUUGAGCGUUGCUGACCCCUACUACCUACUUCCUGUGGUUACCGGAGGCAUCAUGUACAUGGUCAUUAAGAGAGGUGGCGAAACCGGUUUGCAGGACCAGACAGCCCAGACCAGCAUGCAAAAGCAGGUUCAAGUCGUCCUGCCCAUUGCCAUGACCGCAGUCACAGCUUUUCAGCCUGCUGCUAUCCAGCUUUACUUCUUCUGUACUUCAAUCACGGGCGCCGUCACCGGUUACUCUCUCCGCCAACCCGCCGUCCGCCGCGCACUCGGCAUCCGUCAACUUCCCACUCCCGAAUCCCAGAAAUUCUACUCGAAAGUCGUCAAAGGCGAGAUCGACCUCAACAGCGUCAAAGGUGCAGACGGAAAGGUCCGGUACCAAGCGCCCAGAACUGCGGCGCCCAGGCGGACAACCCUCUCCAGCGGCAUCAAGCUGAAGCCCGGUGCGUCGCUACCAGCGCAUAUGAGGGCAUCGGUGGACAAAGAGGCCAGCGCGGAGCAGCCGAAGAACGCGUGGGAGCAAAUCAAGUCGACUCCCAAGACCAUUGCGACUAAGAUCAAUAAAUGGAAUGACCCGCGGGACCCGGAGGUAAAGAAGAGGCAGGAUGCGAAGGAGAAGCAGAAGCGCGACUUGAAGAAGUACGAGGAAGAGAGGAGGAAGGGUUGGACGCAGGGUUAA
Molecule: messenger RNA, 1371 nt
Organism: Didymosphaeria variabile
Lineage: Eukaryota; Fungi; Ascomycota; Dothideomycetes; Pleosporales; Didymosphaeriaceae
Exons: 3
Coding region: 1-1371 (456 amino acids)
Biological process (GO): protein insertion into mitochondrial inner membrane from matrix; mitochondrial respiratory chain complex IV assembly
Cellular component (GO): mitochondrial inner membrane
Molecular function (GO): membrane insertase activity
Source: RefSeq, a predicted model, not a curated record